GGCUGGGUCCCCGGCGAGCGCAGAGCGUGCGCCUUCGGGAAUCUUCGGUGCGCUACGUCUGUUCAUCGGCUGCUUGGGCUUGUGACUAGAAUUGAGGCGUCGGAGCCUGUCACUCCCGCCCUGGCCUGGGCCUCUAGCGCCUGCAGGAGCGCCGGCUCUGAUCACCUGCGGUCUGGUUGUGUGCCUCAGUGGCUGCAGCUGCCCGAGGGUUUGUUCUGGGAGAGAGCUGAGAGCGCGGUGUCCUGGCGCGUGGAAGCCCCGCAGCUCUCGCGUCAUGGUGAAGAAGAAUAGUAUCCCCAACGGGUGGAGGACUGUGACGCCAAUUGGACAUCCUCUACCUGGAACACGAUUUAUUGCUUUUAAAGUUCCUUUGAAGGGAGCAGUUAAUCAGAGACUUACUCCAACCCAGAAGUUUACACCAAAGGAUUUGAUUAGUGCAAUAAAAGCAUUAAAUGUGGAGCUUGGAUUAAUUAUCGAUCUAACAUACACCACAAGAUAUUAUGAAAUUAAGGAUUUACCUAAAAGUAUUCAUUAUAAAAAACUUUAUACUGUUGGACUUGAAGUCCCUGACAAUGCUACUAUUCUGCAGUUCAAAAAGUGGGUCAGAAAGUUCCUGUGGGAAAAUGCAGAAAAUGAUAAACUCAUUGGAGUUCAUUGUACCAAUGGAAUUAACAGAACAGGAUAUCUGAUAUGUAGGUACCUUAUCGAUGUUGAAGGCUGGCAUCCAGAUACAGCAAUUCAAGCUUUUGGUGAGGCCCGUGGUCAUCGAAUAGAUGGAUGUGUGUACUUAAAGGAUCUCAAAACUCGACCCAUGAGAAGUAAUCUUGGAAUGGAUGUCUGGGAUUCUGAUGAAGAUGUAAAUCCCCCUUCUAAUUCUUUGGAAGAACCUGGAGAUUGGUCCCCAAAUGAAGACUUUCAUGGCAGGACUGGGAAAAGGUCAAGGCUUCUUAAUGACCAGCACCCUCGAAAUGAUGUACAGAUAAAGGAUUAUGAUUAUGUCAACAAUGGACCUGCCCAGAAGCAUGGGGAUUUUUAUAAACACCAGUGUAGUGACAGCAUGCCAGAAAAGAGACACCUGAGAAAUUGGGAUUUGGGUAACAAAGGACCAGGACCAAGAUGUUCAUUCUUUGCUAAUCACCAGUGUUAUGAUGUCUUCCAAGAGGAAACUGAUUUCAGUAACAAGAUACAUGGAACAAGACCAAGACCAUUUCAUGAUCACCAGCCUCACAGUGACUGCCAUGAACCAGAUGCUGGAGAUGAUUUUGAUUUUGUUAGCAAAGUUGGUGGACAAAGGAGACAUUCCAUUCAGAGAUAUCAGGCCUAUAGUAACUGUCGCGAACCAUUUCCAUCAAAAGAUUUUGGUUUUAUUAACAGAAGCUGGGGACAAAAACGACGACCUUUCUAUAACCACUGUGAGUACCCACUUCAUGGUGAUUUUCAGGACCAGUUACUUGUACAAAGUUCUCAUUUUCUCAACAGAAGUGGUGGUUUUCAAAGGCAAAAACCUUCCCACCAGGACUAUUUUCAUGAUGAAAUGAAUUUGGAAGAUUUAGAAUAUACUGAUGAAGUAUCAGCGCACACACGAGGAUCUCUACAUGAUCAUUCCAACAAUGAUUUCUCAGAGAAAAUGUCAUUGAAAAAAUAUGUUAAUAGAGGUCAUGGACAAAGACUACCACCUUUUCCAAAGUUUCAGAAACAAAGGCAAUUAAGUAAUUUUGAUUUCAACAGUGGAACAGGACCAUGGCAAAUAUCUUCCUGUAAUCACCCACCUCAUGAUCCACAAGAACAGAUUCUAUUGGAAGACUUGGAUUUUGAACAGGAAACAUCCUUGCAAAGGCCACAAUCUUUUCAGGACUCCCCACUUCCUAAUAAUAUAAAUCCUGAUUGGCAUUUAGAUAAGUGAGUCAUUUUAUUUUGCACAGUAAGGAACAGUACUUUUUACUCCAACAAAACACUCAGACUUCUUUCAAAUUAGGUAUUUGUAUAAAAGUGGUAUAAAUUGUCACCCAAAGCUAAAAUUCAGAUUUAUUCUUUUAUAGAUUCAGUUUAUAAUCAAGGUUUAUUUCUGAUGCUGUGAAUUAUAAAUUUACCUUUAUUUCCCAAGAUUGCAGUAAAUAUACAAAUUAGAUUUAAAUGGUUUAACCCUUCACUGUAAGCUGGUAGUAAAAAAACAGAUUUUUCACAGAAAUACCAUGACUUUUAGAUAAGGAUUUUUAAACAUGGGUUUAAACUGUGUGGGUUCACUUAUAUGUGGAUGUUUUAUGGUAUAAUACUGUAAAUGUAUUUUCUCUUACGAUUUUGAAUAACAUUUUCUUUUCUCUAGCUUAUCGUAAGAACACAGUAUAUAACACAUAUAGCAUAAGACCACAUGUUAAUCAACUGUUUAUGUUACCAGUAAGGCUUCUGGUAAACAGUAGGCUGUUAGUAGUUAAGUUUUGGGGAAGUCAGAAGUUACACGUGCAUUUUCGACUACACAGGGAUCAGCGCCCCUAACCUCCAGAUUGUUCAAGGGUCAACUGUAUUCCUUUUAGAUGUGCUACAAAUUAUUUUUUCUUUAAUUUUAAUUCUAGUAUGGUUAACAUACAGUGUUAAAUUAGUUUCAGGUGUACAAUAAAGUGAUUCAGCAAUUCUCUAUAUUACUCAGUAUAUUACCCUCACCACUGUGAGGCUGGUGAUCAUGAAAUGGUCUCGGUCUUGUUCCAUGUAUCUUGUUAUUGAAAUCUGUUUCCUCUUGUAAUAUACUGAGUAAUAUACAGGAAUAUACAAUAUACAGGAAUAUAUAAUUCUCUAUAUUCCUGUAUAUUACUCUUAACCUGCUCAUCAGGUUUAAGUUUAGUACUUUUAAUCCCCAUCACCGAUUUCACCCGUACCCUACCCACCUCCCCUCUGGUAACCAUCAGUUUGUUCUGUUUUUUGGUUUGUCUUUGUUUGCUACAAAGUAUUUUUUCAUAUACAUGCACCAGUAGUCCUCUCUCUGCCACGCAGUAAUCGUCUCUUGGUGCCGUUAGAUGGGAGCGUCGUCAGGAGAGCAGGGAGCACAGUGACCCUGAAGCACAAGGCAGGAAGGAGAGACGGGGAGCCUGACAUCCGAAAGGGAAAGAACAAGAUAAGAAAGCGAGAAAAAGGGAUAGAAAUAAAAAGCCAAGCCAGGAAAAGAGAGCAGUGUGCUGGGAUGGAGAAUAAGGCCGUAGAAAAGGGGAAAGGUUUGAGAAAGGAGAUGAAGACUAGAAAAUUAUGUGCCUGCCCUUUCAAUUCAGAAUGUUUCCUCCAAUUGUACAACAUUAUUCUACAUGUACCUGGAGAGAUGUGAAUUUCCACCUGUGGGCUGUGGGCUAUCCUGGUUUUCUUUAGAAAUUUUUCUUUUUUUCUCUCCUGCCUUCCUCACUUUCCUCACGUCACAGAGCCUGAGGAAAUGCUGAUUUAGCCGCGAAACCAUCCUUUUCAGUCCUAUCCCUGAUUGCUACCAGUGAUAUGUAAACACGUUAGAAAACACGCAUUUCAUGAAGCCACAUAUAUGCAGAGUUUAUAUACCACCUCUGCACAUCCUGGCCACUGCCUCUGGAAAUGACUGUCACUGUCUCCCUUGUGGUUUGGGGGUUGCAAAACCAGUUAAUCAGUUCAUCUGCACGGUUACCAGUGACUACCAGCUAAGCUAAAAAUUUGUUUCAUUUCCUUUAUAAUAACUUUGCUCUAUUCCAUGAUUAUCAGUCUAUACCUAACCCCAGCCCACUGUCUUCCACUGGACAAGAUAAAAGACAAGAUUGGUCGAUAGAAAUCUCUCACUCCCCUUAGGAUAGCUUCUCUAAUACUGAUGAUGGGUUAGGAGGAUUAUAGUAUUCAAAAGAGGGCAUGUAAAAGAAAAGGCCUUUGUUAGGCUUACUUUUUUUUCCCAUCUUGUCACUUAGUACCAAAGUUGGGGUCAGGAUUAUAAGCAUCCUCUGUGAAAGAAUAUAAGUUUCAGUAUAAAAGGAUAUUCCAUACUGAUUUAUGUUAAACUACUCAACAGAAAUCCAAUUGGAGUUUUUGUUUUAAAUUACAUAGUUUUUCUUAGUUUCCUAACUUCUUCAGCUGUUAACAGGAUUAAAAUGGCUCGAAGGUAUUCUGAUCAAAUGGAGAGACCUAAAGGGAAAAUUGAGAUAGACCAAAAGAGACCUUGAUUUGAGGGGAAAAAGGGGCAGAUGACAGCCAAGACAAGAUUCCACCUGCCCUCUUCUUUCCACUUACCCACUACUGACAGGCCCAAGUAUAACAUAGUAUAUUAGCAACUUGGAGAAGAAGGGACUGUAGUAGGAAAAAAAUAAGAGUUCUUUACAAACACUAUCAAAUAUUUACAUUAAAAAUGCUAGAAUUAUCCCACAAAUGUAUAUUUUAGUAGAGGUUAAUUGAAAGAUUUUAGGUUUAAACAUAUGAAAAGCAAAACAACAAUUUAAAACAGGUGAGUCAUUAGCUUUCAGGUUCUCAGUGUCAGAGAAAUAUUCUAAAAGAGACUAUAAGUUACAUAACCCACUGAUUUGCUGCUACACCCAAAUGAUUCUGCUAAUCUCUCUAACUUCAUAAUAUAAAAAGGAACAGGCAAAUAUAGCUGCUGUGGUCCUAAUUCUCUCUGCAGGGUGAAGAGGGGCCUACCUCCUUUCAUGUGAGGUGCAUUCUUUCAUGCAUUUAAGGACCGGAGCCCUCUGUUUACUUUUACCGUGUUGCAUCAUGCAGGGAUUCUGCCCCCCUUCACCAUUUGACUAUUGGUAAAAGGGUACACUCACUUCUUUUAGCACAGUGUCCCCCAUAAAGUUUGAAUCCUGUUCUGUGAUUAUAAUUAACACUUGUUUCUCAACACUGGCAAAGUGAUGACAAGAGUUGAAUGAAGUUCUGUAAUGGGCACAUGGAUGUGUAUUA
Messenger RNA from Zalophus californianus (California sea lion), 4890 nucleotides. RefSeq lists its product as uncharacterized. The record is from RefSeq and is a predicted model, not a curated record. Gene Ontology annotation, molecular function: polynucleotide 5'-phosphatase activity; protein tyrosine/serine/threonine phosphatase activity. The coding region runs from base 275 to 1903 and encodes 542 amino acids. The transcript is spliced from 9 exons. Lineage: Eukaryota; Metazoa; Chordata; Mammalia; Carnivora; Otariidae. Gene Ontology annotation, biological process: dephosphorylation.